AUGUUGAAGUCUAGCUUUGCCCAUAGACUAGCACUCAAGACCACUUACAACUCAAUCCAUUUCAGAACGAUGUCAUCGACAGUAUCGAGCAACCCCACGUCAGGCGCCGAGGAGGCCGUCGUGCUCAACGAGAGCAAGAACCAUGCCAGACUCUUAAUCUUGAACCGAGUCCGCAAGUUGAACUCGUUAAACACGGAGAUGGUCGAGCUUAUUACUCCAGGGUUGUUGGCUAACGUCAAAGCCAAGGAGAACAACGUCACCAUCUUGACUUCCAACUCGCCCAAGGCCUUGUGCGCCGGAGGGGACGUCGCUGAGUGCGCCGUGCAGAUUAGAAAGGGCAAUCCUGGCUACGGUGCGGAUUUCUUUGACAAGGAGUACAAUAUGAACUAUGUCAUUGCCACAAUGCCCAAGCCAUAUGUCUCGUUGAUGAACAAUAUCACCUUUGGUGGCGGUGUUGGCUUAUCUGUGCAUGCUCCGUUUAGAGUCGCCACGGAAAAGACCAGAUUGGCUAUGCCCGAGAUGGAUAUUGGUUUUUUCCCUGAUGUCGGCACUACUUUCUUCUUGCCCAGGUUGGAUGACAAGUUGGGCUACUACACUGCUUUGACUGGCUCAGUUUUGUCGGGGUUGGAUGCCUACGUUAUGGGAUUCGCUACCCAUUUCAUCAAGUCUGAUAAGCUUCCUCAAGUGAUUAGCAGGUUGGCCAAUUUGCAGCCACCGGAAUUGGAAGAAGGCGUCGAGAUCUCGUUGGUCAAGGGCAAUUCGGCCUAUUUUGACCAGGUCAACUCGGUGUUGAAUGAUUUUAGCGAGAAGAAGUUGCCAGAUGACUACAAGUUUUUGUUAAGUGAUGACGAGAUCGAUUUGAACAGGAAAGCGUUUUCUCAAAAGAGCAUUGACCAUGUAUUGAAGUACUUUGAAGAUGAAAGUAAAAACUCGCCAUUUGCAAAAAAGACCCUUGAGACAUUGUUGCAAAAGCCAAGAACUUCAUUGACGAUUGGGUUCGAAUUGAUGAACAAAGGGUUGCACAACACAAUCAAGGAACAGUUGGCUCUCGAGAUGGUGUCCGCUACCAACAUCAUGAGAAUCCCAGCCGACAAGAACGAUUUCGCCAAGGGUGUCAUUCACAAAUUAGUCGACAAGAUCAAGGAGCCAUUUUUCCCACAAUGGAACGAUCCAAGCACUGUGACUCCCGAGUUCUUGAGCUAUAUCUUUACUGAAACCGAAGAAACUAGAAAAUUCUUGUCGUCGCCAUUGAUUGACAAAUGGUUUGGUCUUGACUACAACAACUAUCCAUUAAACUAUGGCUUACCAAGAGCAGGCGAAGUUGCCCAGUACAUUGCUGGAACCGAUGGCUCCAACAGAUCUUACUUGCCAACACCAGCCGAGGUUUUCAAACAUUUCAAGCAAAAGACAAACAACAAGUUGGGCUUAGAGCUUAAAAUCGAGCAGCUCUUGAACUUACAUGGCGAAACCGCCAAAUACGACAACAAGUAUGUCUCUUGGAAGGAUUAA
This is a messenger RNA of Lodderomyces beijingensis, 1509 nucleotides long. The record is from the annotation of a GenBank genome assembly. NCBI's taxonomy places the organism in Eukaryota, Fungi, Ascomycota, Pichiomycetes, Serinales, Debaryomycetaceae.